AUGGAUGAACACUUUGAUGAUGAUGAUCGACAAGACGAGCGCACACUUCGCCAAACGGUGAAUAACAUGGUUGAUCAGGUAAGGACGACAGGCGUGGGGUCAGGGGUUAAGAGGACGCUUCAGGUUUGUGGGCUAAGAGGUGCUGGUGUCGCCCCACUUGAUGGAGCUGUCCGUCGCGGGAGAACAUACAAUCUGAAUGAGAUCCAAAGUUUAGCCACCCCAUCAGCAUACAUCUAUUGCCAGCUGGGUAGUAAGUAUAUCAGAUUUCCUGAUCUUGAUGCCAAAAUCCUUGUGAUUGUCCAACCCAAUCGUCGUAAAUGUGGUCCAAAGCGCGUAAUCAGUGCUCAGUAUUGA
Messenger RNA from Plasmopara halstedii, 354 nucleotides. RefSeq lists its product as uncharacterized. The coding region runs from base 1 to 354 and encodes 117 amino acids. The record is from RefSeq and is a predicted model, not a curated record. Lineage: Eukaryota; Oomycota; Peronosporomycetes; Peronosporales; Peronosporaceae. The transcript has 2 exons.